Astrephomene gubernaculifera is the source of this 1728-nucleotide messenger RNA. The record is from the annotation of a GenBank genome assembly. NCBI's taxonomy places the organism in Eukaryota, Viridiplantae, Chlorophyta, Chlorophyceae, Chlamydomonadales, Astrephomenaceae.
GCGGAGGAGGUGGCGGUGGUGGAGAUGCUGCUGGAGGCCUACUUCAUGCAGCUGGGGCACUCCUGGCAGCGGCUGCAGUCCCUGAAGAGCUACAUCGACGCCACCGAGGACCUUAUCAACCUGGAGCUGGACCAGCAGCGCAACAACCUCAUCAGCGUGGACCUCAUGGUUACGUUCGGCUCCUUCCUGCUGACCGCCAUGUCGGUGAUCGCGGGGCUGUUCGGAAUGAACGUGGCCAACGGGCUGGAGGCGGACCGCCGCGCCUUCCUGGCCAUCUGCCUGGGCUCCGCGGCGGCGGCGGUGGGGCUGUGGCUGCUGUUCGUGGCGGCCGCCCUCCGCACGGGGCUCAUGAACGGGCUGUCGUGGAGGUGAUAGCGGUGCGGGGCGGGUGUGCUGGGAGCCACCAUGCGGGGCGGGUGCGUGCGUGUGAUGCAUGAGUCGGAUCUCGGAUGGCAGGGGCAAGGCGGUGACUGGGGGCUGUCCAGGCGCAUGCACGUGAUGUGGUUACCAAUGUGGUACCGUCACUGGAACCGGACGUUCUGAGACGGCAAGGCGUGGUGCUGGUGGGGAGGGGGGCAGUGGUGUGUGGCUUACAACUUGCACGGGAGAGAUGAGAGGCACUGCACUGCGCAUGGUGACUUGAGAGUGCUUAGCGGCGAGAGGUGUGGGCGCGUAGCCUCCCUGAGAGGUUCAGCUGUGUAGGUGAGACCCUUGCAUGCAUGGGGCUACAAUGACGGAGUAGCGGAGCAAAGGAAUCAGUUUGGUUUAUUGAGUCAGGCGAGGUGCCGUGUAGCACAGUGUAGUAGCAUGGGGCGGGGCUUACAGGCAGCGGCGGCCCUGGCGCCAUGAGGUUUGCUGGAGCCCCCCUGAUGGCAUGGGGCCAUGUGGUACCGUUGGGGGCAACGGACACGAGGUGCGAGUGUGACAGUGCAGGUUUCCUACGUUGCAUGUCUGAGAAACGGUGCCUGCAUGUUUAGCCAUGCGAUUAAGGUUUCAAUGCAACUCGUCUUCCUGGUAAACGGGAGGCAGGCAUCCAUUAGGCGCAGGGUUAAGAGGUCAGCGAUGUGCAAAGGCCAAGCUGGAGAGUUCUACUCUGUAGUAUAACAAGCAACUAAGGGAUUGGGAUGCUUUUCAUGCGAUGUCCCGCCAUAGACUAUGAAUUGCGUUCGCGGAUGGCUGUAGUCGACAGGCGAAAAUAACUAAUUCGCAAAGCGAUCAUCCUCGUAAUUAAAUGCGCUUACAAUAUGUGUUAAAAUUCCUGUAACUGCCCAGGAGACCAGCGCCCUUGGGCUGGUACCGACUGUGUACGGCAUACGAGGAGACAGCGCCAUUCUACUAGUAGACUUGAAGGACCAAUCUUAGGUGAUUGCUGCCCUUACUAGCUGGACACGUUACUUACAUGUGACAUUAACGCCCUUCUGCUCAAGGUUGUCAAAGUUCCAAACACAACAUCUGAAAGAGCGGGCCUCCCCCUCCUGUACAUGUCCUAUUGUCAGCAACGCCUAUAGUUCAAAUUUACUGUACUUUGUGUGCGGAUCGCCAUUUAAUGCGGUGUAUCCUGAAAACAGACGUCAUGAACAAGCCGCGUGAAUGUACGCUAGUGAGGAGUCUUUUAUUGGUCGUCUUCAGCCUUACCAUUUCUUCUACCACAGCACAGCCCACCUCCUCACCGGCUUGUAGUGACGUUGCUAUUCUUUCACGUCAAAAUAUACAGUCUAAUUCAUUCAC